AUACUUUCGAUUUCUAUACAUCGAACAGGUAUCUGUUUGGUUGAAAGAAAUCAUUCGUUUCUAUGGAAAUAUGCGCAGUUGCGCACACUUUGCGAAGAAUAACUGGAUUUGAACCAGACGCGAGAGUAAAAUACAUAAUUUCCACAUCAAUAUAUAUUUGAAAGUUAAUCAUGUCUUCAAUAGCCUGACAUCGGUAACAGUUGUUUACUGACUGAACUUGAAUAAUAAUGAAGAUCGGUUAUUGAAUAAGUUAACAUGCCUCAUUACGAUGAAAGUUUUAUUUACGAUGAUAAUCAAAAUCAGCGGAGAAAUAAAAGGAGUUACAGAGUUUAUAAAAACGGAAUAAAUCCCUUUUUGGAACCCAGCGAAGUACUACAUGUCCUAGAAGAAAGAGGAUCAUCAGUUAUAAAACGAAAUAUCAGAAAUAUUAAACAGCGUGGCAAUCGUUUUAAACCUGAUAUUCAUCAGAGCAAACGUACAGGAAAUAUCGAAAUAUCAGUAGAUCCAUGCCCACGUUUCACUUGCUAUGACAAAAAAAAAUACUACGACUUUCAAAACAACAACGUCUUAGCGCUCACUACAUGCAAAAGUUUUGAUAAUUUAACAUUGACCCAAGUUAGAAGCAAUGGCGGCAAGGAAAAGAACAUCAGAAACGGGAUUAGUCUGCAAAAUUUGGUGGACGAAGAGAAUAUACAGCAUUAUGUUUCACCGAGAGAAGAGUCCUUCUCAGAUACAAAACGGGGCGAGACAAGAAAUUCAUACUCUGUCGUUGAUGGACGACGUCAUCCCUCGCAUCGAAGAGUCUCCCGCGGAACUGCGGCACCUGGUGUCGGCAUCUAUCGGCAAAUAAACAUCGAAGGAACAGCUCGAAAAGUAACUCGGGAGGGCGACGGGUCCGGCGAGCCAGGCUCGGGGCAUCGCGGCUCGCUGCGCGGCGCCAACAAGCUCGCGCGGCGCGCGCGCUCCUUCAAGGACGACCUGCUCGAGCGCAUCUCUAACAUGCGCUCGCCGGCGCAGCAGCACCAUCCGCCGCAUCUGUCUUCAGCCAUCCGGUCGCACUCGCCGCUUAGUCCCAAGAUACGCAACAUGGCGUCCAAGGCAUCUACGGCUGAGGAAGGGGAGUUAACACCGGCCAAGGAACUGGAGGGGCUAGUCAAAGAAGUAACCUUCGGUUUGAAACAUUUUUCCGAUGUCAUUACCAAGAGAAAGCUGGAAAUGCUCCCCGACAACGGCACUAUUGUUUUCGAAUCUAUCGCUAAUAUUCAUAAAGCAAUAAAGCCAUACAGCGGUCGGUCGCCGUCGUUGCUGAGCGCCGUCAAGCGCCUCUGCAACGCGCUAGCGACGCUGAUCCGUCUGUGCGACGAGAUUACGGCUGUAAGUCUGCGCGCGGACGCGGGCAACGAGGAGAUGGACGCGUCGGCGCUGUCGGCCGAGCACGUGUCCACGGUGGUGAAGGGCGUGACGGCGGCCGUGGAGGAGGUGGCCGCGCUAGCGCAACAGCACAUGGCGCGCCCGGCGCUGUCUCCGCGCCCCGCGCUCGUCUCACCGCGCGCUUCUACGCAACGGAACUCUUUGCCCGACAUUCCGUUAACGCCGAAGGAGCGGUCGCUGCUGACGAGCGACUCGGGCCCGGAGUCGGCGGUGGUGCGCGCGUCGCAUUCGUCCGAGUCUGUGCUCGACGCGCCCGACUCGCCGCCGCCGAAGCCGGCUCGCCCCAACAGGAAAAUGGAGUUGGCCCCACCUCUGCCGCCCAAGCGGCGCUCGGCCAAUGAAAACUCCCUCAUAGCACAAUCCAUUGACAGACUGUCCCUGCAAUCUCACAGCAGCGGCUCGCUGGACUCGAUGCUCAACGUCUCCAACGAGGAGGACCGUCACGCGCACGAGUCCAACAGCCACGACCGCGUCUUCGUCACGCCGCCGUCUUCCGAAAUAGUCGGCAUAUGCAGCUGCCACAGCGGCAGCGAAAUGCGAUCCUCGCUCGAGUCGCAGGAAUCUCACGCCAACAGUAUUCACGUCCACUCGCACUCGCACUCGAACAACAACAACAAUCGUUUCUCCAAUGAGUCAGGUUUCGCAUCGCAGGGCCAAGCCGAAAUGUCUACGGAACACAGUUUCUCGUCGACUUUCGCUUCGCACCACUACUCGAAUCACACGGACAGUAAUUUUGAAAGUACACUGUAUGUGAACGAAAUGAUGGGCACGCAUCAAAGUAUUGAGAGCUUCAUGAAUGUACAUAUGACAAAUGCAACCACUCAUCAGUCUAUAAGCACAAUGUUGCCGAGCAUUACGUCAGACGAGAGCGAGGCGCCGCCCGAGCUACCGGUGAAGACGCGGCGCAACAACCGCGCGGACGUCCAACAGAGCUUCCCCAACGUUGAAAUCAGACAAAGCCCAGUGUGCUCGCUGCACGGCGAGGCGAGGCCGCACACGCUGGCCGAGCACCACCCCACGCGGCCGCCCCCGCUGCCGCUCAAGAAGAAACACAUGUUUCAAAGCGUCGCAUACAGCGUUAUGGCGUAUAUGGAGAUGUUCGGCAACUGCAGUCACCCGCCCAACAACGCGGCCGCGCCGCCAGACAUGUUCCGGCACUCUAUUCAUACAUACAAUCUGGCAAGUGCGCAACACACGAGCGGGAGCACUAUGGUGCAGCGCCACCAGCACGUUCAACGGUCCAUAGCGCAGUCGUUUACCGUGCAGCACUUUAGCAGUCCACCGGUAUUGAGUGGGUCCGAGGACAGCGUCAGUUUGACCACGUCUGGCGGGACCAGUCCCGUGCCUCCCGAGCUACCGCCAAAGAUGAACAAAACUAAGAUUCAAAUCAAUUCGAGCAAUGAACUUCUACCGCCUCCCUCCCCUCGACCUUCAUCGCACAAUAGCUCUACGUCCGUUGAAGACACCACGCACAACAAUCUGAACUCUGAUGAAUCUUACGUUAGUACUUCCACGCCGGCCAAGUUCCCCAUCGAAGACGAGCACGAGUUGCUGGCGCCUGAGCCGACACCGUCACCUGUGCCUUCGCAGAAGAGCGAAAGCAGUACUGAGCCUAUUGCGGCCACAAAAGACUCUGACACCGCUCCUCCGGACGCCGAUCCUGAAGACAUCAUACUGCAGACCGACAUUAGCUCGAACUUACUUUUGAAGGCGCCCAGCAAAGACGGGCCUGAGGUGCGGGGCGGCCAUCCGGACGCUCUCAUCGUCCUCGCCACUAAGGCUACCAAAGAUUUCGCGUACCAGGAGGCGUUCCUGGCCACGUACCGCACGUGGGUGGCGGCGCGCGACCUUGUGGCGCGGCUGACGCGCCGCGCGCACCACUUCAAGUCGCGCCCCCACGAGCUGCGCUCCACGCUCAGUCUGCUCACUAGGGUUGUUAAUGAUCUUACGAUGACGGACCUUGAAGAAUCUCUAAUGCAGAAAAUUAUGGAAUUUAUUUAUUGGCUUAUUGAAGUUGAAGAGUUGCCAAUCGCUAAAGCACUAAGGCAAAUUUUGGUUGACAAGCAAAAGCAGUUGCAUAACCAACAACAGGCCAACACUAGAUACGAGUACGAGUCUCCGUGCUACUCGAGCGUGUCUCUCCGUCGCGACACGCUGCUCGACUUCAAGCCAUCCGAGCUCGCGGAGCAGAUGACGUUGCUGGACGCCGCGCUGUUCGCGCGCAUCACCACGGCCGAAGUGCUGUCGUGGCCACGCGACCAGUCCGAGGAGAGCUCUCCGAACCUCACAAGGUUCACGGAGCACUUCAAUAAGAUGAGCUACUGGGCACGCUCUCGAAUUUUAGAACAGGACGAAGUGCAAAAACGCGAACGCUACGCCCGGAGCUUUCUAAAAGUUAUGAAGGCGUUGCGUAAAAUCCACAACUUCAACUCGUACCUAGCGCUGGUGUCGGCGCUGGACUCGCCACCCGUGCAGAGGCUGGGCUGGCCGCGCGCCAUCGUCGAGGCGCUGCACGACCACUGCGCCAUUAUCGACUCGUCUUCCUCCUUUCGCGCCUACAGGAAUGCCUUGGCGGAGACGCAGCCGCCCUGCAUACCCUACAUUGGUCUAGUACUUCAAGAUCUGACUUUCGUCCACAUCGGCAACCCAGACCUGUUGCCCGACGGAAGCAUCAACUUCACAAAGCGAUGGCAACAGUACCACAUCAUGGAAAAUAUGAAGAGAUUCCACAAAGACAGACAGUACAAGUUUAAGAAGAACGAACGGAUCCAAGCCAUGUUCAACGAGUUCGACGACGUGUUAAGCGAGGAGGCGAUGUGGCAGAUAUCGGAGAGCCUGAAACCGCGCAGCGGGCGGCCGCGCGCCGCCGCCGCCGCCGCGCCCGCGCCGCCCGCGCCGCCCGCACCGCCCGCACCGCCCACUGCCUAGCUAGCGUCGCUGCUCAACUGCGCCCGGCUGACCAUGGCGAUAAAAUUAGAAUCCAAAGAAUAGAAAAAACCAAGAAAUCGUAUAUGGACGAAAAGAGCUGGCUUAUAUCGAUGAGGAAUUGUAAGUUAAAAGUUGAAAUGUGAUUAUCUGUCCUAAAAAGGCCUAAUUAUUUUAGUAUAUUAAUAGUAAGUGUGCGAUUUUCAACUGUGAUGGAACCGGGAGGAACGUCGAAGCGCGCCGUCCGGCGUUUUCCUCGCUUCAAAUCUCAAAGCUUUUCGUGUGGAAUGAAUUAAUUUAAUCAUAGUAAAGUUUGAAGCCAAAUAUUCACUAUCAGUAUUUGAGUCGGAUAUACUAUCGUCUUAUACAUAUCAGCAUGUGACUUGUGUAGUGAAAUAAAUAAACGAGUGACGCCGUGGUGUUUAGAAUAAUAUCCUUGAUAUUUCUUCUCGUUGUUGUAUUUGCCAUUGGUGUCGAUAUCUAAGUAAAUUUGCUUCGAAAAUUUAAACAUUACAUACAUCGAAUUAGAGAACAUUUUGAAGUAGGAAUUUUGAAUACAGUGUAGUAAAUUAGAAUACAGUGUCAAUUACUUUUUCCAUUAAUCUUAAAAUAGAAAAACCAGACCUAUAGCGGAAAUGAUAAAAUAGUCCCUAAAACGUUAAAUAGAGAGAUUAAAAAAUGUUUAUUUUUUGUAUAGAGAAAGCCUUUUUAAUAAAAGUAAUUGGCACUGUAGUUUUCGACUAGGCUAAGGAUAGGUUAAUUGUGCCGUUUGUCAAAUCACUGCGGGCAAUAAGCGUACAUCUAGAAAAUGCGCUCAUCGCUAGGUGCAAAGUGAGCUUUGCUUAUUAUACCCGACAUGUAGCUUGAUUAGAAUGUCAAUGUCUUUACAUUCAACAAUAACAUAUUGUGUGGCUCGGCGUAGAUAACGAUUUAUAAUUAGACGUUGCAAUGGUGUUUAAAUAUAAGGAACAUAGUUAGACUAUGUACAAUUACUGAUCCUAGUAAAUUGGUUACUGUACGAAAUGAUAAAUCAUUGUUAACUUGCAUGGCACUAUUAUAUAGUAUUACUUAAAUUAAAUUGUAAUUUAACAGAAGAUGCGUAGAAAAUUGUAUAAUAUGAAACUUACUACAAAUGUAGUACAUUUCGUGUUGUACUGUGUCGAAAAUGCAAUAAUAGAGUUGUGACUGUUAUUACAGGAGUCGUAGACUAGACUAACAACUUAAUCUGCCUCGUAAUUAGCUAUAUUCCAUACAAACUGUUAUUUCCAGUAGCAACCGUUUAGAGGUUUCUAACAUCACAUUUUAAGAUUGGUCAUUCUAAUCAAGUUUCAUAAUAAUAAUAAAAAAAAUCAGUAGGUAGGUCAGUGGCGUCGCGCAAAUCAUAUUAGAAGAGUACGUAUAUUAUUUUAUCACUAGGUAUGUUAAAAAAAAUGUAAACCGUCUUUCAAAACAGCAUAUUUAUUUAUUUAUUUUCUACAAUAUUAGCCAAAGUAUUUUUUGUUAUAUUAUAGAGGGUCCGUACAUUUUUUUUCUUGUUUUUAUUAUAUACUGUGUUUCGCUGUAAAAGGUAGCAAAAUGUAUGCAGUUAACGGAGGUUUAUUUAUUAUUCUUUUAUAAAGAUAAUUUAUACAAUCAUCAAAUAGAAAAGUGACAAUAGCAUAUUAAGUAAAACGUCGUUUAGCGUCUCUUAAUGAUUUAUGACGAGCACAUUUAAAAUGUAACAACGCCACUGACCAAUAAACGUGUUCCUAUUGUCAUGUAUCAGUUACCUACAGUACCGGCCAAUAAUAUAUCACCUCCAUGUUUUUACGGUAUAACUUUUUUUAUAUAUUUGUGAGUCACUUCCCCCUCACUGCUUUAGGUAGUAUAGUAGUAUUCCUUUAUACGGGCGAUGAGAAAAAUUGGUCUCAUGUAAUGGUUUUUUCAUAGAGGUUUUUUUUAAAUGUAUUGUUCACAUCAUUUUUUUACUAGAGGUAUUUUAGUAAUAUCAAAGAGGAUAUAAUAAGAUAGAGCGAUACUGUCAUAGUAAAUUUUGUAACCACUGUAAAUUCACUGCCAUCUAUCGAUAUACUUUAAAACUAAAAAUGAAGAUUUAUAAAAAUACGUUAAAAUGUAUUUAAAUAUGGAUAAAUGAUUUUUUUUAUAUGCAUUAAUUAUUUUUAUAUGAUUUUGACCCAUGUUCUUUCACUGAUAUGCGUUAAAAUUAUAAAUAACAAAUGAAACCGUCAAUGCCCUCUAUACGAGAGUAGGCCAAAGCUAGUGGCGCCAUCUGAUCGAGAAUCAAAUUUUCGUGAUUAUCGAGGCACGUUUUUUCCUUAGACUGUAUCCAUCUAUUACGGAGUUAUAUCUAUAUUUGGUAAUAUGCUGAGUAUCCUAUUGUAAUUCACAGUAUUUCAUUGCAAUAUUCAUCAUAUAUUUGUAUUAGUAAAAUAUGCAAUCUACAAACUAACCUAUACCUUUAUUGUUUACUCUAUACAAGCUCGUACAAAAUCACUCAAAGGUGAUAUAUCAUUGGUCGUCACUGUACAUAAUAAUGUUAUUCUAUCGGCGGGGUUUGAUAACAUUUGCCUUAUAUAAUUCAUGCAAUUACCUAUAUGAAACAGGACGGAUUGUGUUGUUUUUAAAGUUGAAAUAAUAAUUAUUUAUAAAAUUUGUGUAAUAGGGCUUCCAUGUUAGGAAAACAUCAUACAAGUAAUUUUGCUAAAACACAACUAUCCUCACUUCUCAAGGCAAAAUCCCCGCUCUCAAUUCAAUGUAUUCCCUUAAUAAAUCAAUCAACUGCGUGCCAAAACUUAAACACGAAACAAGUUUAGUGUCCUACUUUCAUAUGUUUACUAGAGUAAUUUUAAAGGGAUCGGCUGUUUGAUGAUGGCAUAGUAAUAGUAGGCGACAAUUGAGGCGACGUCCAUUGUAAAUCGAAGCACUUAUAGUACAAAACAAAAUUGUACGUCAAAGUGAGAUUUAGCAUUUGACUUUUCACUAGCAUUGAAGGUGUAGGUAUCAUCUAAAACCUCUUUUAGAACCAAGUUAAGUAGGUAUCUUUAAAAUUGUACUAGGAUAAACGAAUCUUCCAACUAUUGUCACAGUUAUUAGGCUAGUUACAUCUUCCAGUUUUAAAGUACGCAUAGACAUUAACCAUCCAAUGUUUUAAACGAAUGUAAAAAUGCCAUAAGGAUAAGUUAAUCAUCCAUUUAGUAGAAAUAUUUUUAAUGCAAUAUUUUUGUGCAUGUUCUUUAAAAUAUAAAAGUCAUAGUUACUUUUUAUUUUUGAUAUUCAGAAAAUUAUAUUUUUCUUAUAAGUUGCUACCUAAGGCAGCAACCAUAUUUGAAUAUAACAUACUUUUGAGAUGUUUACUUGUCUAUUCUAUCGUCGCGGAUUGUGUAAUUUUUACGCUUAAGAAUUUUAGUGUCAGACAAGGCUUACAUCGUAUUCGUAGGCCAGCGCACGGAUUUUAUUCACUCGACAGCCGAGGGUCUAGGUAAUGUUUAGCAAAAAAUCAUAAUCGGUGUUUGUUUUGCCUUAAGACGAUCGAGUUCGAAUUAAAAGAAAUAGCAAUAAAUUUUGAUGGUGUUGUAGAAUCGUUGCACAAUUGUGAUACUACUCAUGUAGUGCUGCUUGCUACUCUGUCGUAUUGACGCCCUCGUUAUGUAGGCAAUUAUAUUAGAGAAUGUUAGCUGUAAGCGUUAAAAUACAAACCCCAAUAUUUAUCUGUCGCCAAGUUAAUGUAAUAUAUCAGGUAGUGCAUUAUUUGGAGGAACAUAAUGUUCCGUGCAAUAACUAGACCAAUAUUUAGGACAUUCUACAAUGCUUUACUGAUUUUACGCUGACGUAUUCUUGAGAGGCGAAGUAGUAGUAGUUAGUGUUAUAAGUGCAGCAUAGAAAACAUGUUGGCGACUUCUUUGUUUAAAAUGUAGCUAGAGCGGGGUUUCAAUUUUUUAUAUUAAUUAUAACAGUUUAUAAUUUAUGAUGUUUCAAUGUUUUUUUUGCGACAAAUAAGAAAAUUGUUAUUAUGAUUCAACAUUAUGCUGCUACGUAAGCAUUAUAUUAUAUUAUACAAAAACAAUACCUUACUCGAAAUAUAUAUAAAAAAGGUUUUAUUUCAACAGUGCGUUAAAAUGUACAUACCUAAGGCACAAGCUUAAAGGAGGAAAUGGGAUAGUUCAUAUGCCACAUGAACGUGUUGAUAGAUUUCUUUGGAAUUUUACUUAAGCUUAGCAGGCAAGAAAAACAUAACCAGUAUAAUUACUCAAUUACAUUAGAAUUCGUUACAUUUUUAGGGAUGUUUUUUCUUUAUCAUUUUGGGAAGUAUCCCUAAAAUAUAAAUUAAAGACCAGACUAAAAAUAAUCAAACAAUUUACAUUAAUGUAGAUACUUUUGUUUGAUUAUUGAAAUUUAAGAUAUUUGGAGUAUAUAUGGCAUUCAAGCUUUCCAUCCCGAUACCAAUAUAUCUAUACCCACAUAAAAACAUCGGUGAAAUUUGAAGUCGCACAGUGAAAAUACUCUUUCAGGCAGUUUAGAACUGCGGAGGACCACUUUACAUACAUUGCAUUGAAAAAUAUGACUCGUUCGCUAGCUAUGUUCCUAAGAUCAUGAUUUUUGUUUGAUAUUAUUUAUUUAGUGUAAGAAUGUUUAUGUAAUUGUAAAAUUUAGUGACGGGAAAUAUAUUUAAAGACUGCAUUAAUUAACUGUUCAUUAUAUUUGACAAUGUUAGGAUAUCCCAUUACUUAAUUGGAAAUAUAUUAGGUAUAUUGUAAGAUUGGUCUGGCAGUGACCAAGUACCGAACGGCUCCGUUUUAAAGCCGAAGACGGCGAGCUCACAGGCAUGGGUGAAUAUUACGCUUCUCAUGUUAUCUAUUCACGUUGCUGUGUUUAGGCUAAUACAGCUCUGAAUCUCUUUUUUGUUUUCUAUUUUAAGGAAUGAGAUGUUACACGAAUAUUUCGGCAAAUACGGUGAGGUGAAUAGGUACCAUUAGAUUAGAGUUGAACGCAAACAGAGGUCGCGGUCGAGGAGGAUGAUGUAGGUAGAGGGUGGUCGUUACCUUAACUACAAAACGGUACAGUUCGACUUGCGUCUACUAGUUUGUACGGUGAUUUGUCACAAGUCGAUGUUUAAACAUAGAUUACAUCAGAAUGAACGGCAUACAUGUAAUUGUGUUGUAUUAGCGAGUUCAGUAUUAUGUUUAAAAGAAAUGCCAUAAUGUACGAAAUGGAUUAUAUUAUUAGUGUCUAUUCAUAAAACGAUUUUUUUACACCUUAUCAUAUUCAUGUUAAACCUUACUUUAAGUAAAGUUUUUUUUUAUAUUAUUAUAUUAUAAAUAUACUUUUUAUUGUAAAUUACUUUUUUACUGAGUUAACCAUAAAGACGUACUAAGUAUGUAUGUAUUUGCAUGUAUGUACAGUCUAAAUCUGCGUGUCAAGUUUUUAUUAUUUGUAAAAUAAAAUAACACCAUAUUUACAAGACAAACAUGUUUUUCUUUAAUAUUAAGUUAUAGAGCGUAAAAUUGUAUACUUUAUUAAUAGUAGAGGUGAAGUAGGAACUUUAAAUAAAUUAUCAGAGGAUC
Cydia strobilella is the source of this 9917-nucleotide messenger RNA. It is a transcript of the gene C3G, whose product is annotated as guanine nucleotide-releasing factor 2. Gene Ontology annotation, biological process: Ras protein signal transduction; positive regulation of GTPase activity. Gene Ontology annotation, cellular component: plasma membrane. The record is from RefSeq and is a predicted model, not a curated record. Lineage: Eukaryota; Metazoa; Arthropoda; Insecta; Lepidoptera; Tortricidae. Gene Ontology annotation, molecular function: guanyl-nucleotide exchange factor activity. The transcript has 27 exons. The coding region runs from base 256 to 4359 and encodes 1367 amino acids.